This is a messenger RNA of Oppiella nova, 402 nucleotides long. NCBI's taxonomy places the organism in Eukaryota, Metazoa, Arthropoda, Arachnida, Sarcoptiformes, Oppiidae. The record is from the annotation of a GenBank genome assembly.
AUGACCAAAAUUUGCAAAGAGAUGUCUCCGAAGACGGACGAGUCGUGCAGUUCUGGUUCAAGUGAUGCCUGCAAUGGACAGGCAUUGGGUUUGUCUGCUCGGAGUUUGUCAACAAAUAAGGUGAAGAAGUCGCAGACGACUCACAAAAUGGAUACCAAUGUAUCUGCGGAUGAGAUGCAAUCACUGUUAGCCAAACUCAAGGAAUUGGUUCCCAAUAUCCCCCGCAAUAAGAAGUUGUCUAAACUGGAGAUCAUUCAGUACGUGAUUGACUACAUCUUUGACCUCCAACUGGCACUCGACACACAUCCCCAACCACUGUGUCAGUCCUCCAACAACUCCAGUGCCACCUCUUCCUCCAUCGCCAGUCUAAGGCAACCAUUGGCUAUAAAGUGGUCGUCUUAG